CUCUGUGCCCAUUUCUUGCACACCCAAAAUUCUAAAGUCAAGAGGAAUUUUGUGCCUUGAUUCUGUAUUGAACCAAUGUCUCAUCAUUCAGAAGAAAACCAAACUGGAAAUUAUGGAUUAACCUUUCCCCACCUGGCAGUAGAACAGAGCUUUUCCUGUCAUUCUCAGAAUGUAUCCAUCUUGAUUUGAGGAAGGGUCUAUCAGUUGGUGUGGCCCCGGUGAUUGCAUCUAACAUGCCAGAGGUCCUCCUACCCCAAGUGUGAUGCAUGGGACUGAGUCUGUCUUUUUGUGUGACUCCCAGCAUGGAGUUUAAAUGGGAUUAGUGUAGUGUUGGAGUACAGACUGCCCUGCUGUGACAGAAGCUUGUACUACCAAGCAGAUAUGUUGUGGUAUAUACUCUUCUAUUUGUGUUGGACUGCCCAUGACUUUUCUUUUGGAAUUCACAAAUUUACAGCUAUAGCAACAUUUAGCUGUUUGUGAUUAUGUUUGGCGGGCACUCAAGUUUAUGAAGUAUAUAUUUUUAGAAAUAUUUUUGAUGGAACAAGCGUUAGACGCAUAUGGAUUUGUACUGUACCUGUUCCUUCCAUAAACAGAAGGCUACAGGUUCUAGGGUUGUGAAUCAAAUUAUUUUACCAACAUGAAAUAAACUAAACAAUUUUAAAAUUGAAAGGGGGACGGAGAAACAAUGAGCUGAGGCUGGGUAUAGAGUCCAGAGAGCAGCGUUACACUAAAAUAAUCUACAAACCAGGCAGGCAACAGGACCCAACUGAAGCAACAAUCCCUGCUGACCUAAGUCAUCACAUUCCAUCAGAAACAGCCAGAGAAAUCCAGUGAAAAGAGAAUUCACUGUCCUGCACACCUACAGCUGAUUACAGAGCUCUGACUAAAAGGCAGAAUGGCUCUGAGUGACCUCCUCUACCCAGAUAACCCGAAGAGACGUCAAGAAGUGAUCCGUCUGCACCAGGAGCUGCUGGACUGCAUGUUGGUUAAUUUCCAUGCCACAGAUGAACUGAUUGCAGUACUGAAUGCACACUUGGGGUGCUCAAUUGCCCAGAUUAAGAUGGAAAAGGGUGGCACCAUCAAGGAAAACUGUGACAUUAUCAUCCAAGCCAUGAGUGAGAUCCAACGGGAAGUAUGGAAGAUUGACAAAGAAAUGAAGGAAAUGCUGGAGCCAAUGCUGUACCAAAAGCUUUAUGAUAUCAAAGAGCCAGAGGUGGAGAAAAUUGCAAUAGCACACAAAGUUUUUUCGAUUGUUCUAGGAGAAGCUACUUCCAUUGCUGGUAUGGUAGCUGUAAAAUUAGUCGGCUCAAAUGUUAUAAUUGUUGCUGUUAACAAGCUGGUCACUUUGCUAGCCCAGAUUGGUGCUUCUGUUCUUGGAGGCAUUGGCAUUGCCAUUCUUGGGCUGGGUAUUGAUGUGAUCCUCCAGGCCAUCCUGGGAGCAGUCGAGAGGGAUCAACUUCUGGCAAUUGUUAAAAGUUAUGAGGAGCAUCUGGCCGAAUUUAAGGCAGCCUCAGAAAAAUAUCAGCAUGCCAUAACUGAAGUAACUUCUAUGGUGAAAUGUAAAAUUAAAUGAAUGGCUUUUAAUAUUCUCUCUGGCUGUCACAAUGACCACACUAAUUAUGCUUAUACUAACUUUUCUGAUUCUUUAUGGUAGAGUGAGCGCUCUUACUUCUUUUUUAGCAGCACAUAAGAUAGCCAUGGAAAUGGGGGCCUUGAUGGCUCAGGAGAUUAGCACAGAAAUAUACCAAUAGGUAAUUGGUUCAAGCCCACUCCAAGUAGGUAGUGUAUGACAGUACCUGCUCCAGAGGUCUGGUAGCUUAUGUGAACCAAGUUGGUUAUUUCCAAUCCACUUCCAAAUGCUUGAAGUACAAAAAUCAUCAUCAUAACUAUCAAUAAUUUCUACAGUUUGGAAAAAGGCCAGGUUUACAUUAGACAC
This is a messenger RNA of Trachemys scripta elegans, 1936 nucleotides long. RefSeq names its product single-pass membrane protein with coiled-coil domains 3 (gene SMCO3). The transcript has 2 exons. NCBI's taxonomy places the organism in Eukaryota, Metazoa, Chordata, Testudines, Emydidae. The record is from RefSeq and is a predicted model, not a curated record. The coding region runs from base 896 to 1573 and encodes 225 amino acids.